Cadophora gregata is the source of this 1683-nucleotide messenger RNA. RefSeq lists its product as uncharacterized. The transcript has 7 exons. The record is from RefSeq and is a predicted model, not a curated record. The coding region runs from base 146 to 1618 and encodes 490 amino acids. NCBI's taxonomy places the organism in Eukaryota, Fungi, Ascomycota, Leotiomycetes, Helotiales, Ploettnerulaceae. Gene Ontology annotation, molecular function: oxidoreductase activity; FAD binding.
CCUAAAAUAUUCGCAUGUCUGAGCUAGUCGAGGUAGACCGUUGGUGAUUUGGCGCUCUUAUUCAAGACGAUCUUUCCCAGGAAACCUUCCAAGAGCAUUCAAGUCUUGGGCUUUCUCCACCUAUCAUCUCUCAAUCUCGCUAAAAAUGAUUUUGCCUUUGUUGACGUUGGCGCUGCUAACAACGACAGGAACUCAAGCUCAUGUGCAGAAACGAGCAUCUGUUACAGACUGCCUCAAUGCAGUGAAUGUUCCACGAUCUCUCCCAGGCUCAGCCAACUUCACACAAGCAAUCAAGCCUUUCAAUCUACGUCUUCCGUUCACUCCAGUUGCGGUAGCAGUUCCGUCAACGGUUCCGCAAGUCCAAGCAGCUGUUGCGUGUGGAGUUCAGUACAAGUUUGCUGUUACAGCGAAAGGAGGAGGUCAUAGCUAUGCUUCUCAUGGCAUCGGUGGAGAGAACGGCCAUUUGGUUGUGGAUAUGAAGUUAUUUACCAACAUUACCGUAGACAGCUCUACGCAGAUCGCUUCUGUUGGGACUGGGUCCAGACUUGGAAACGUAGCUGUUGCGCUGUUCAAUCAAGGGCAGAGGAUGUUCAGUCAUGGAACUUGUCCUGGUGUCGGGAUCGGCGGCCAUGUCGGCGGAGGAGGCUACGGUUAUUCAUCCCAUACGUAUGGCCUCGCUCUCGACAACCUUGUCGAAGCAACCGUCGUCCUCGCCAACUCCACAGUCAUGACAGCAUCCACAACGCAAAACGCCGAUCUCUUCUGGGGCAUCCGUGGAGCCGGCGCUUCAUUCGGAAUCAUCACACAAUACAAAUUCCAGACCUUCCCUGCGCCAUCUAGCAACACGGUAUUUUCGUACAACUACAACUUCAACCAGGCGCAAGCAGCAGCCAUGCACAAAGUGCUGCAGGAGUAUGCGAACACGACGAUGCCGGUCGAGAUGAACAUGCGGAUGUUUGUUAAUGCGUAUAGUUUUGGGCUGCAGGGUGUAUACUAUGGCAGUCAGGAUAAUUUCAAGAAAGCUAUUGCGCCGCUGUUGGCGAAGGCGCCAUUCACGGGUGGGAAUGGACAAAUUUCCACGAAAGGGUGGAUUGAUACUUUGAGCAAUUAUGCGUAUGGGAGCUUGAGCACUGGAUUGGAUUAUGAUGUUCAUGAAACCUUCUUCUCCAAGAGCCUUAUGACUGUGUCUCUUACCAACGAAGCACUCAAUGCAUUUUGGGCAUACUGGAAUACCAACGCGCGGACGAACUCGCGAGAUUGGUACCUAAUUAUUGACCUACACGGCGGUCCUACCUCUGCGAUCUCCAAGGUAGCGGACAACGCAACCUCAUACGCUCACCGCAACGCCCUCCUCAAGUACGAGUUCUACGACCGCGUGAACAGCGGUUCGUAUCCUGCUAAUGGGUUCUCGUUCUUGAAUGGUUGGGUGGCUUCAAUCACUUCGGCUAUGAACACGACCACGUUUGGAAUGUAUAUGAAUUAUGCCGAUCCGUCGCUGAGUACCGCUGAUGCGCAUAAUCUGUACUGGUUGAAGCAUUAUGAUGCUUUGACGAAAGUGAAGAAAGCGUAUGAUCCGACGAUGGUGUUUUCGAACCCGCAGGCUGUGAUGUUGACAUGAGUGGGGCAAAACGAUGCGAUGCGAAGUGUGGGGAGAUUUGGAUGAAAGAAGUAGAAAUCUAGAUU